AUGGACUCUCCUCAGACAGACUGGAAUUCCAAUGAUGAAUUCUUCAAAUUCACACGUGGCCGCUUUCUGGUAGAGGAGGCAGAGAAUCUUCGCAAGCGAGAGAUCAGAUUCGACUUGAACAGACUUGCAAGAGUUGCAGCGGACUCCGUCGGUGCUGCUCAAUGUGUUUCAAUCACAAAGUAUCCCGACGGCAUGUUCAAUAAAGCAUUCCUUAUAACAAUGGACAACGGCCGAGAAGUCGUCGCCAAGGUGCCCAACCCGAAUGCUGGCAUCCCACACUUUACUACAGCCAGUGAAGUCGCCACAAUGGACUUUGCCAGGAAUAUUCUAGAUACUCCAGCACCUCAUGUCUACACAUGGAACUCACAAGCAGAAUCACACCCUGUCGGGGCUGAAUUCAUCAUCAUGCAGAAAGUAGAGGGUAUGCCACUGUCCCAAGUCUGGGAUAGAAUCUCUCUACCCCAGAAGCUCCAGGUGCUUCUUGCCAUGACCUGUCUCCAGAAGCAGUGGCUGAGCGUUUCAUUCUCACACUACGGCAGUCUAUAUUAUGCUGGCGAUGUGCAGCCAUCAGUAGACAGUCACUAUGUCAAACAUGAUACCAUCGUCAGAGAUCCAAAGCAGGGAUUGUUGAAUAUUGAAAGAGGGCCAUUAGGAACACGAGAGAUCAAGGCAAUCCAGUCCUUGAAACCCCCUAAACAGAUCGCCUUGUUCUGUGGUCCUAAGCUUUACCAGCCAAACACAGAGAACAAGAUCACGGCGUUGACAUGGUAUCAACAGAUUAUUGACUUCCUUAUCCCAACUGCCGUAGCCAUCACCAAACCAUAUCUAUGGCACAAUGAUCUACAUGACGAUAAUGUCUUUGUAGAUCCCCAGAACCCAGAGAGGAUCACAGGGAUCAUCGACUGGCAGUCUUGCCACAUCUCCCCCCUCUUCAACCAUAACCCUGACCCAGCCUUUCUCGACUUUGACGGCCUGGAGCCUGAGAGACGCUUGAUCUGGCGCCACGGCCGAGACCGGUUUGCAGCUGUACAGGAAUAUACUCUACAGAACAUAUUGGUUGGAUGGCGGAAACUCAUGCAUGCUAAGAACGCAAACCUAUACCGUGUAGUCGAGUUCCGCAAGACGGCGGCGUACGGGCUGAUUUUCCUUGCCCACCGGAUGUUCGAGUACGGCGAGGCGCAUUUCCAAUCGCUGCUGGUCGAUCUGGAGCAUACAUGGAAGGAUUCACCUGCCGUCGCCAGCGAGGUUCCAUUCCCGAUUCAAUUCAUUGAGCAGGAGAGAUAUGCUGAAUGUAAGGCUGUCCUUGCACAGGUCAAGAGUCAGAUGUUGGCCCAAUUGGCUGCAACGGAGGAGGAGAGGCUCGAGUAUGAGCGGUACUGGCCAUUUGAUCCAUAG
Penicilliopsis zonata CBS 506.65 is the source of this 1395-nucleotide messenger RNA. RefSeq lists its product as hypothetical. Gene Ontology annotation, cellular component: mitochondrion. Lineage: Eukaryota; Fungi; Ascomycota; Eurotiomycetes; Eurotiales; Aspergillaceae. The record is from RefSeq and is a predicted model, not a curated record. The transcript has 6 exons. The coding region runs from base 1 to 1395 and encodes 464 amino acids.